AUGGACGUGACAGACAUUGGAAACCGAGAAGAGGGGAAACUCAAGCAUCGUAAAGUGGCUUCCGGCAAAGGUGUGGUGUUGACGGUCAUCCGUACAGCUCAGCAGGCAAAGGUGCGUUUUCUCCAUGCUGUCUUUGACGUCACAGGAGAAUCCUUCUUGGCUGGUGAUCACCACGGCAACAUCUAUGCCAUUGACAUAGGUAAAAACAGAUUUCGUCUCGUGCAGAAAACAGGACAGCCCUGCACUGCUUUGGCUAUAAGCUUGACUCGGACCACAGAAUUCCUGGUGGCAUUUGUAGACAAUACCGUCAGGUGUUAUGACCAAGACACAAAACAAAUGGUCGGUUGGAUGCGCGGUCACGAAGGGGCCGUUUCGUCAAUCUCCAUCCAUAGCUUGGGCCGCUAUGCCGUCACCACAUCCUCAGACACUGCUCAGUUGUGGGACCUAGACACGUUUCAGAGGAAGAGAAAGCUCAACGUCCACAAGUCAGUUGGCAUACAAAAGGUUUUCUUCCUCCCUCACAGCAACACCAUCCUCAGCUGUUUCAGUGAUGACUCCAUCUUUGCUUGGGAGAGCACCACGCUGGUGUGCGAAUACCAGCUUCCCGUGCCGGACUUUGGACCUCGGCUCUUCUACAAGACUUUCGCUGUGACCCAAGAUGGUAAGAUGCUGGCAGCUGGGGGAAGGUCCAACCUGCUGCACCUGUGGUGUUUGGACAGCAAAAAGCUGGUCAAGGUGAUCCAGAUGCCCACUCCAAUUCGGACUGUCAGACAGCUGGAAUUCCUUCCUAACAGAUUUGAUGGAACAUCUAGUCAGACUUUGGGUGUGUUGAGUCAAGAUGGAAUUAUGCGCUUCAUUAACAUUAAUACCUCCAAGCUACUCUUUUACAUCGGCUCCCGCAACAACACCAUAAACACAGUAGCUGUCAGCCCCACCGCUUGUUAUGUGGCAGCCAUCUUGGAUGACGGCAGCAUCAGCAUCUUCAGCAUUCAGAGUCUCCUAGAGGAGCUUUCCCUCCCACAGGUGACAAUAGUCUCCGACAAUGUAGAGAAUCAGGCACCGUUAAACCUGAAGGUCAAGUCUGAAACGAUUCAAAGACUUGCCAGUCAUGCAGGUGGGCAGAAGAAGGUGAAGAUCCGUUCCCGCGCUGCUGGAUCUGCAGUAGAAAAUAAGGAGAACCAACUCCCUGGUGGUCUUAACAAGACCCGACUCGUGAGUAUUCUCAAAACAUAUGGAGAAUAUCCUGCGAAAUACAGAACGUUUGUGUGGCGCUCCUUGCUGUGUGUGCCUGACAACUAUGGCGCAUACAGCAGUCUGAUAGAUAAAGGUCUCCACUCAGCCUAUCUCAGCCUUCAUGAGAAGUAUCCUAUCAAAAGCCAAAAGCUCCAGAGGGGGCUGCAGAGGGUUUUGUCCGCACUCUCUCACUGGGCUGCCAUCUUUGGAGAGGCGGAAUAUCUUCCACUAUUAGCCUUCCCUUUUGUCAAGCUCUUUCAGAACAAUCCCAUGCUGUGCUUUGAGGUGGUGGCCACUGUUUUAGUUAAUUGGUGCCAACACUGGUUUGAAUACUUCCCCAACCCUCCUCUGAACAUCCUGAGCAUGGCAGAGAACAUUCUGGCACAUCAUGACCAGGAGCUGCUGCAACACUUGGUGGACUGUGGUAUUACCUCUCAGCUUUAUGUGUGGCCCCUCUUGGAGACUUUAUUCUCAGAGGUUUUAACCCGUGACGAAUGGCUCAGACUCUUCGACAACAUCUUCUCCAACCAUCCGUCCUUCCUAAUUAUGGCAUGUGUGGCUUACCUGACAUGCUGCAGGGAACCCCUCCUGCUCUGUUCACACAAACAGGACUUUGAGUAUUUUUUCCACAAUCGGAACAACUUGGACAUGGAUGCCAUGCUCAAAGAAGCCUACCGGCUGAUGAGUAAAACACCGGCAUCCAUCCAUCCCACAAGAAUGCUCUCUGACUUCACGCCGCUGACCAAAGGCCAGUACCCUGUUUUUAACCACUACCCAGAAUUUAUAAUAGAAUAUCAGAAACGGGAGAUGGAAAAAAUAAGACGGCAAGAGUUGGAGUACCUCCAGGAAAGGCAAGGUUUGAUGGCGAUGCGUUCAGAUUUGGUGCAGCGCCAAGCCGAAGAGGAUGACUUUUAUGUGCAACAGGAGAGGCUAAAGAGAGCUGAAGAGGAGCGCAGAAAAAUGCUGGCACAAGAGGAAGAGAAACUAACAGUGCAUAGGAAAAAUUUGGCAGCCAUGAAGAAAGACCUAAACGUGAAGGAGUUAAAUAUGCUGGAAGAAAACCGAAGGCGUCUCCUCAAACUCCAGCAAGAGCUCCAAGUCUCGCAAAUAAAUAAACUGGACCAGGAGAUCAUGAGGCAGAUAGAACUCCGUGAGCAGGAAUCAACUGCAGCAGUCCAGGAUUUGGACUUAAGGCAAAUGGAGCUGGAAGUACAGCGGAGACACCUUGAGCAGCAACUGUGCAAGGAGCAGCUUCGCAUAGAACGGCAGGUUGAAGACAUGAGAAAGAAGAGCCCACAAAGGGAGAGCACAAAAAAACAGCUGGAGGCCGUCCCUGCGAAAACGCGCCAAUCGGGAUCCGACCGCAACUGGCAGCAGGACUCGAUGGCUGAGUGCCUCCAAAAUGUUGAAGGCCAAAUGAGAAGGCGAAAGCUGGCAGAAGGCGAUAGGCUGACGCACUCACCGAGAGAUGUGACUGGAAGGGAGUGGGACGAUGUGGUGAGUCAGAGGGCACGCUUAGUGGAACGACCGCAGUCCAGGCCUGCAGCAGACACAAGAUAUUUAAGACCAGGUAUCAACACUAACCAUGUUGAGACUGCGACCGUCAGGCCAACCACAUCAAAGAGGGCAGGAAGUAACAUGGCGUGUCUGAACAGCAGCUCCCCUGCAGAGAGCACCUCUACCAACUUCUCAUUGGACAGAGGCCGGGGACAUUUGGACCGCAAAGAGAGAGAACUGAUGAAGGAAAUUAAAGCUCUGAGAGAGAAGCUUGUUGCGAGAGCCAAAGAGGACAGCAUUGACUCAUCAUACACAGGCUCACACUGA
This is a messenger RNA of Nerophis lumbriciformis (worm pipefish), 3057 nucleotides long. The record is from RefSeq and is a predicted model, not a curated record. NCBI's taxonomy places the organism in Eukaryota, Metazoa, Chordata, Actinopteri, Syngnathiformes, Syngnathidae.